Molecule: messenger RNA, 1498 nt
Organism: Cucurbita pepo subsp. pepo (vegetable marrow)
Lineage: Eukaryota; Viridiplantae; Streptophyta; Magnoliopsida; Cucurbitales; Cucurbitaceae
Product: putative protein phosphatase 2C-like protein 44
Biological process (GO): protein dephosphorylation
Molecular function (GO): protein serine/threonine phosphatase activity
Source: RefSeq, a predicted model, not a curated record
GGAAAAAUGGAGCUGUUUGCUUAGCAUUCUCAUAUCUUUCACGAGAAAUCGUCAAGUUCUUUACCUGCCUGAACUGCAAAAUACAAAAAAAGCUGAAACAGACCGUUACUUAACUUCACUCUUACAUCUUUCAGUUUCUUAUUUUAACUGACAAUUAAUAAUUGUGUUGCCAAUUCAUUCACCCCAAAAAUGGAGUCUCAAUAAGAAGCGCCGCUCCAGAAAAUCCAAACCCCAUUGAUAAAUCCCAGGAAACACUCUUGUUUUCAGUGUAAACAAGGGAAAUCCCACUGACCCAUGUGAUUAUUUUCGCUUGAUUUUUCUUGUGUUCAUCGAGGGGCUUCAUUUCUUCAAAUUUCAGCAGAUGGGUCUUAAAGAUAUUCGUCACAAACUCAAGGCGUUUCAAUUUGGAAAGUUCAUGAUGAGGAAUACAAGGAAAAAGCGACGGCCGUCAUCGGUGUCGGUGAGUAAGCAGUCGUGGAUGGCGCCGGUGACCCAUGGGUAUCACGUAGUGGCGGAUCAGUCAUGCUCGAGUAUUUGGGAAGAGGAAUCGGAAAACGAUUCAGUUGUGGUGCAGAGAGAGCAGAUUGAAGGGGUGGAGUUAUGGUUUUUUGGGGUUUUUGAUCCCAAAAUUGGUGACAAAGUCAUCAAGUUCAUGCAAACUCAUUUCUUUAAUAUGAACUUCAAAGAGUGUCAGAUGAAAGGGAAGGGAACAGAGGCAAUGAAGAAAGCGCAUCAGAGUGCAAAAACAAAGACAAGAGAUGAAAAUGAAGGGAAGGGGCCUUGGAGAAUGGGAUCAGCUUCAGUUUUGGUAAUUGAUGGAGAUAGACUGGUGAUUACUUGCAUGGGGGACUAUAGAGCCAUUGUGUGUGAAGAUGGUGUGGCUCAUCAAAUAAGCUGUGAUCAUCAUUCAUCUAAGCAACAUUGGCAUCGUAGAUUAACUCUCGGAAUGAAGCUCCGGACAAGCUCCGAAAUUGUGGUUGCAACUAAAAGAGUCUACUCAGAAACUGAGUUUAUGGUACUGGGAAGCAAUGGCGUAUGGGAGGUUAUGAAGAACCAAGAGGUUGUGAAUCUGAUAAGACACAUGGAAGACCCACAGGAAGCAGCAGAGUGUUUGGCGAAGGAGGCCUCCACAAGAAUGAGCAAGAGUAACAUUUCUUGUUUGGUCAUUCGUUUUGACUAAAUAUAUCAAUCCUUUUCUUCCUAUCUAUUUUCUUACUAAUUUGUUUACAGUUCGAGUUAUAAAGGCUAUUGUGUAAAUAUCAGCCAUAUAGUAUUUACUGAAACUGAUUCCUGAAUUCUCAUCCAAAAUCAUGCAAAUUUUGGUGAGCUUAUUGCUUAAAUUUUAUUCGGUGUUCUUGAGGUUCUUGCUAGUAGUUAGGCCUUUUCAAAUCGCAGAAAAAGGCUGUAUGAUAAUAAUCAAGAACUUUUUUCUUCCUUCCAUUUAUAUAUUGUUUUCUCAUUCUCUUUUCACCUAUUUGAAGUGUGACUUAACUAGAAG